Molecule: messenger RNA, 1389 nt
Organism: Branchiostoma floridae (Florida lancelet)
Lineage: Eukaryota; Metazoa; Chordata; Leptocardii; Amphioxiformes; Branchiostomatidae
Product: biogenesis of lysosome-related organelles complex 1 subunit 2-like
Exons: 5
Coding region: 173-751 (192 amino acids)
Biological process (GO): endosomal transport; lysosome localization
Cellular component (GO): gamma-tubulin complex; BLOC-1 complex; BORC complex
Molecular function (GO): gamma-tubulin binding
Source: RefSeq, a predicted model, not a curated record
UUAGGUCCUAACGUUAUCACCUUUUCAAGAAAUGUGAGUAUUUUCCGCUUAAAUAACGAAAUAAGUCAUACAUAGACUUCUAACAACAACCUUUUAAUGUAAUGGUUCGAAGACUAGUUAAGAAAACAGCAAACAUGCACAAAAACGCAAGGUACUAGGGGCAAAGGUGAAAAUGAUGAUGAUGAUCAUGAUGGCGGAUGAGGACGGAAAAAUUUCGGCUGCGACGGAAGAAGACGCAGAAACAACUCCAGAUGCGGGGAACACCGCGGAUACGAACGUGUCACCAGAAGCACCCCCAGACCAGGAUGAACACCAGCCCUCCCUGGACACGGUCAGUACCACCACCAACAGCUCAGUAGGAGCGGCUACCCUGGACAGCACAGCAGGCACAGCUACCCUGGACAGCACAGCCGGCACCCAGCCUGAGGAGCUCAGGGGGCUGUGCAGGGACAUGUUUGAGAAGAUGACUCUCUACCUGAAUGGAGAGCUGUCAGUUGUGUGCGAUGACUACAAGUUACUGGAGAGUAUGAACAAGGUGUCGGCUGCCAAGUAUGCUGAGAUGAGGGGUGUGGCAGCUGGAGUUAGCAAGGCCAUGGUGGACCUCAACGAGAAAUAUGCCAGCCUGCAGCCGUACCUGGACCAGAUUGAUCAGAUCGAGGACAGUGUGGCCAGUCUGGAGCAGGCAGCCUACAGACUUGAUGCGUACUCCAAGAGAUUAGAAGCCAAGUUCAAGCAGCUGGAGAAGAGAUGAGAGUUUGCUGACCACUCCGCUGGUCAGUCAUGGACAUCAUCAUUCCAGCCAACUGGAUGUUGCUUACAUGUAGACUUGAAUAUUGUUAUUUGAUGAAGAGUAUGCCUAAAUUUUUUUACAUAGAAUGUGCUAUGUAAUACAGUCUUGGUGUAGCAAAGACACAGGAUAUGCUACAAGGUAUGCAAAUGAUUUGUUAUUUUCUUGAUUGUUACCAGUAUUGUUGUCAUGCAUUAUUUAAACUUAAUGUCUAAAAGUUUGAUUUGAAGCUACUACAAGAUCUGAAUAUUUCAUUUGUCAAGCUAAUGUGGAAGUGAACUAUACUACAUAAAGGAAUGAUCUUCUUUCUGUGGAGGCAUUUUAUACAAAGUUGGACUUAAGAUUCAUUUACAUUUCAGUUGAUGUUUUUGUUUGAUUUUGUAAUUGCUAUUUGAUAAAAUGAUUUGAUGUUAAGACUAAGCGAAGUUUCUAUGUUUGUAUUGACCUGUACGAGUACUUGUUAACAUCUUUUGGAUCAAAAUCUAUUAAAUAUUUGCUGUAUAAGUUUGUAAUGAUUUUGUCAGUAUGAUGACAAGGAACACCUGUUUCAGCAUACCUUCACUAUAAUGAAAAAGUAAUAAAUAAAUACAUAGAUUUAAGUA